AUGAAAAUAAUAUUAAAAUUUUUUUAUUGCUUUAUAUUUAAUUUUAUUUGUAUAUGCUUUAAAAUAGAUCAAUCAUAUGAAAUCAAUAAAAAAAAUUUAUUCAUACCUUCCAAUAAAAAUUUAAUUAAAAGACAUAAAGCAAGAUCAAGUAUAUAUAAUUACGUAAAUAGUAAACAUACUGAAGAGAAUGAAGCAGAAAUUAGAGAAAAAAUAGAAAAAGAAAAUGAAAGAAGAGAAAAAAUUAAUACAGAAAAUAAUUUAUUCAUUAAUUCUAAUUUUAAAUAUAUAAGUAACAAUAUUCCAAUUAAUGUGGAAAAAAAAUAUUACUAUGAAAGUUUUAAAUACAGUGAAGAGAUAGUGGCGUAUGUGUUUUUUGUAAUUAAUCUAUUUAAACAUGAGCAAUUCAAAAAUAAAAUUUAUAAAGAAUUUUUAGGAACUGAAUCUUCACAAAAUAUAAAUAAAAUAUAUUCAGAUGAAUUUUUUAGUAAAAGUAAUAAUAUUGUCGAAAGAAAUAAAAAAUUAUUUGAAAAUUUUGUAAACAAGUUUGGUGAUAAAUUCAAGUUUUUUAAUUCUCAAGAAAAAAUCCAAAGGGAAGAUUGGGCUAAUAUGUUCAAGUUAGAACAAAAUGAUAAAAAUAAUUUUUUUAAAUAUAUAAAAAUAAAAAGUGAAAAAACCAAAGAAUAUUACUUUGUUAUAUAUUACUGCAAUUGGAAAUAUGAAUGUAUGGCUCUUUAUAAUGCAUUCCAUAACAUUUUAAACAAUACUUAUAAUAAUGUUAAUUUUUACAAUAUAUUUCAUAAUAAAGAUAAAGACGAAAAUAUAAAAGAAGAUCAAAAAAAUGUAGAUGAAUUAAGUAAAUCUGAUAUUGAAGAAAUAAAAGAAAUGUAUAUUAAAGAUUUACAAAAUAAUGAAAUAAUGGAUAUAGAAAGUUUAUUUAAAAAAGAUGAAAAACUAAAUAAUACUAAUGAUGAUCAAAUACAAACAAAUUCAACUGAAAAUGAACAAUUAAACAAAAGCAAAGCAAACGAGGAUACAAAAAAUAAAAAUAAUGAAACUAAUUCAUCCCACGAUGACAACACAGAGAAAAAAAAUAAAACUUUUCAAGAAAUAAUGGAAGAAGAAAAAAAAAAAUUAGAUGAAGAAUUUUUUUUAUAUGGUUAUUCUAAAUAUGAGAACAUUGAAGAAAUAAAAAAAGAAGAAGAAAUGAUAAAACAAACAAAAAAGUUAAUAGAAGAGGAAAAAUUAAGCAAAACGAAAUUAAACAGCGAAAGAGACUUUAAAAAUAUUUUAAAAAAUUUUUAUUUUCAAAUAAAAAAUUAUAAGGAUUAUUAUAAUUACCAUCUUGAAGAAAAAAAUUUAUUAAUAAAUGACAUUAACUCGUACAAAAAUAUAGAAAAUAUAUCAAAAGAAGCAUAUAUGAAUAAUAAUUCAAAUACUACUCAAAUUAUUGAAGAAAUAAAUAAAAAAGACAAUAAAAAAGAAGUAACUGUAAACGUCAUCUUUGUUAGAUUAAGUAAUAGUACAGUAAUAGGAAAAACAAAAAAUAUUAAAAAAAAAAUAAAAAAAAAGUGGAUUUAUUCUCAUGAAAAAGAAAUAAAAUUUUACGAAUUAAUUUUAUCUGUUAUGCUUAAUGAAAACAUUUAUUACAAAAAUAUACCUCAUAUGGAUAUAUUUUCAUUAAGUUAUGAUAAAAAAAAAUUAUAUGAUUUUUUUAAUUUAAUUAAUAGUAAUUUAAAGCAUAGUUUUAUUCAUAAAAAUAAUGUUUACGACAUAUAUAAUAAUUUUAUUAAUGAUCAAAUGGAUGUAUAUAAUUUUAAUAUAUAUGACGAGAGUAUAUAUAAAGAACAUGAAUUAGAACAAAAGAAAAAUUUAAAAGAUAAAUUAAGUGAUAAUGAAGUACAACAUAAGGAAUAUAUAGAAAAUGAUGAUAUAAUUAUUGAACAAUUAGAUUCAGAGUAUGAAAUAAAAGAUUUAGAAAAUUAUAAAGUAAUAUUUGAUCAAAAUGAAAAUAAUAUUGGUGAAAGUAAUGAAAAUAUGGAAAAGAAAGUUAAAGAAAUAGAAAAUAAAGAAAUAGAAAAUGAAAAAGAAUUAGAAAAUUUAAAUAACAAAGAAAAAAAAAAAAAUAUUCAUAGCAUUAAUUAUAAAAUUAUGAAAAAAAAGCACAAUAAAAAAGAAAGAAGCAAAUAUGAAGUUUUAUUUAAACAAAAAUAUACAAAUAUAUUUGUAAACAAUAUUAGAAAUAAAUUAUGCAUUGAAAAAAUUAGUUCUAUAUCAAAUGUUGAUAUACACGCUAAUUAUACCAUAGAUAUUUUUAAGGAUAUAUCAUUAAAUAAUAUUUUUAAGAACACAUAUAAUCAUCAAAACUUUAAAGUUGAUAAAAAUUAUGUUUAUUAUUUGAAUCAGAAAAUCCCAAAAGAAAUCUUUCCGUUUAUUCUUCAGUUAUCUUUGGCCUUUAAAUAUGAGCAUACUACUAUUCUAUUAAAUGCUCCUAAAAAAGUAGAAUUUGAAUUUAGAAAUGUAUAA
This is a messenger RNA of Plasmodium relictum, 2523 nucleotides long. Its product is annotated as conserved Plasmodium protein, unknown function. NCBI's taxonomy places the organism in Eukaryota, Apicomplexa, Aconoidasida, Haemosporida, Plasmodiidae. The transcript has a single exon. The coding region runs from base 1 to 2523 and encodes 840 amino acids. The record is from RefSeq and is a predicted model, not a curated record.